AGAUACCAGAGCAAGUGGCUGAGCCUUUUUUAACUUGUAGGUUUGCCUCCAAAACCAGCCUGCAGUGUCUCAAGCAUGUCCGGAGUGUUCCUGGCCUGAAGGUGCUCCUCGUGCUGGGAUGGAGCCGCCACCUCAGCCCACUCACCCCCUCCCUGCUGCUGCCGGACCAGGGCGGGCGACCGUCCUCUGAGGCCGUCUGACAGGUGGGAGAAGAGUUGCUUUUAAGAUGACACGAACAGACCCACCUGACAUCCUGGUGUCCACAGUGUACCAAGACAUCAAAGUGGCCACUGCAGCCCCUGGGGAUUCCGUUAUCUGUCAGCCCCUGGCACAAUGUGACGCCUCCAUGUCCUCAUCCCUGUCCCGCGAGCCGCAGCCCUUCAACAAGCGCCAUUGCAGGAGUUUUGACUUCCUCGAGUCGCUGGAAGAGCUGGGCACCCCCCCGGCCAUGGAGCGCCCGUGCCCGCGCCCCGGCACGCCUGAGCCCACGCCGGGGCCGCCGGGCAGGCGGGCGCCACCGAAGCAGGACCCUUAUGUCGGCAGAGCCCCCGCGCCUCGGAGUGAGCCGAAGCGCCGCGCCCGCUCCAAGAGCGCUCCACGGGUGAAGUCCACCUUCACCGCGGUGCCCAUUACCGUGGCGGCAUCGCCACCGCUGGCCCGGCGCGGGCGGGAGGUGCUGCGGGUGGCACGGGAGCCCUCCCGCCCUGAUCCCUCGCCGCGCCGCGACGGCCCGGUGCCGCUGCGGGCGCUGGCCAACGAGGUUCACCCCAUCAAACUGCAGCCGCAGCGCAGCAGCGUCAGCCGCAUCUCCCCGCUCUGCCUGGGCAGCAACUGCUACGAGGAGGGGCCGGGGGCCAAGGUGGGCGCCAGCCCGCACGUCAAAUGCCGGGUGGACAUCAAGCCGGACGAGGCGGUGCUGGUGCACACAGCGCGCAGCCAGCGGGCAACCCCGAACCGCCCGGAGCCGUCACGCUGGCCCCGCGCCCCCGGCGCCGCCCGCAGCCUGGCCGUGCCGGGGAGCCGGCAGGCGUCCGCAUCCCGCACACCCACCCCUAGCGACUCCUACAGCGGGGACGCCCCGCUCCUGCCCUACCCCGCUGAGUACUAUGAGGCCGAUCCCCGGGUGCUGGCGUACCAGACGGUGCCGGUGCCGGCCUCACGGGAAUUCAGGGAGUACCCCGACAGGGGCUGCAUGACCUUCUCAGCCGCCGGCGUCCCCGCCAAGUUCUUCUACGCGGAGGAGACAGCACGGUGCCCCAGCCCUGCAAUGCCCCUCCGUAGCUCCGGCUACGCCAGCUACCCCUACCCCGGCCGCCACGCCGUGCCCCAGCCCUUCUACCCCGAGGACCCGGCCAAGGCUGCCGUCCACACGAUGCCGCCCCGGACGUUGUACGUGGAGGAGGCACGGGCUUACCCAGUGCAGGAGGCGCCUGCCCGCGCCUUCUAUGGGGAUGAGCCCCGUUUCUAUGCCCCGCGCGGGACCCCUGUCAAAACCCUCUACGCCGAGGACGCUCGGACAUACCCGGCCCUCGGGUCCUCUGCCCGGCUGUUCUAUGCCGAGGACUAUGGGAAGUACCGGGAGCGGGAGGUGCUGUCGCGGACGUGCCCCCCACCCCGCAGCGCACAGCCCCUGCACUUCGGGGACUGGUACUGCCCCGAGCGGGCCACGCUGCCCUACCAAACCCUGCAAGUGUCACGCUUCACUCCGCAGCCGGCCGGGCGCGAGGCCAUGUUCUCCUCCUGGCACACCAGCUACGGUGUGACCCCGCCACGGCUGGGCCGGGAGACCCAGCACUACUCCAAAUCCUGGGAUAACAUCCUGGCGCCGAUGGCACGCAGGGAGGAGGCCCUGCAGCGCGGGCGCAGCUAUGAGAACCUGCUCGCCCAGGAGCAGCACCGUGCCUUAUCCCCCGAGGAGCGCCGGCAGCCUGUGGUGAUCAACCUGUCGAGCUCACCCAAGCGCUAUGCCGCCCUGUCCCUCUCCGAGAGCUCCAUCCUUGAGCGGGUGCAUGCUGAUGGCAGCCGCGGACCCCCAGGCCGCUCCUGGUACGUCACGCCGGAGAUCACCAUCACUGACAACGACAUCCGUGCCGAUGGGCUGGGCCGCAGCGAGAGGCGCUCGGCCAGCUGGGACAUGCUGGACGCGGGACAGGAGCGCGGGCCCUACGCCGUGCCCUCCACCCCGCAGCCCGGCCCCAGGGAGAGCGGCUCAGGGCGCCAGCGCAGCCUGGAGCAGCUGGACGAGCUGAUCACCGACCUCGUCAUCGACUACAAGCCAGCGCCAGGCCACCGUGCUGGGGACAGGGACAGCCUCGCCGAGCAGCUCAAGCAGCUCCUGAGCAGCAGCACCCCAGGGCCCCCCCGGCGGGGCGAGGGCAGGCGGGUCCCCCCCAAUGUGCCCGAGGGACCCCGACCCACGAAGGAGCAGCCAGGCCCCAGCUCCCGCGCUGGCGCCCCACGGCCCCCGCCCACCCCGCUGGCUGCCGGCCCCUUCGAGAAGUCGCCAGAGAACUGCUCGCCCGACCUGAGCGCAGAGGAGGAUGACAUGAUGAUGUGCUCCAACGCCAAGUGCCGGCGCACGGAGACCAUGUUCAACGCCUGCCUCUACUUCAAAUCGUGCCACAGCUGCUACACCUACUACUGCUCCCGGCACUGCCGGCGCGAGGACUGGGACACGCACAAGGCGAGCUGCGUCUACGGGCGGGUGGGCAGCGUCUGCCGCCAUGUCCUGCAGUUCUGCCGGGAGAACGCCGAGGUGCACAAGGCCUUCUCGCGCAUUGCCAAGGUCGGAUACCUCUCCCGCGGCCGCGGUGUCCUCUUCCUUGGCUUCCCCAACGCUGGCUCGGCCGAGAACUUCCUCCAGUUUGGGCUGGAGAGCCUGCUGAUGUCCCCCACCUACCUGUCCCUGCGGGAGCUGGACAGCUACUCAGACAACCUGGGGGACUAUGCCCGGGAGCUGCGGGAGACGGGCAACCAGUACGACCCCAACGAAUGUUUCCUGCUGAAUGUAACCGUGGCCGUCACCCAGAAAGUGCCGGAGAGGCCAUCGCCCAAGACACAGGUGCCAACGGUCAGGAAAUACGCCAAGGUGGCCUUAGCCUCCUCCAGCCCCGAAAAGAAGAUCCUGAAGAAGGAGCGGGACAUGGAGACAUUGAUCCUGACGCCACCGCCCGGCACGGCAGACAUCGACAAGGAGGGGGAGGAGGGCCGGAAGGCACGGGAGAUCUGCUUCAUCAACAUCCAGCGGGAGCUGCGCAUCCGUGGCGUCUUCUUGCGCCACGAGUUCCCCGCCGUCUAUGAGCAGCUCUGCGACUUCGUGGAAAGCAACAAGCGCUUCACACCCACCACCAUCUACCCCAUUGACAAGAGGACGGGCAAACAGUUCAUGUGCAUGAUCAUGGCAGCCUCCGAGCCCCGCACCCUCGACUGGGUGGCCAGCCCCAACCUCCUGGACGACAUCAUGUGAACGCAGGGCGAGGGGCACCCUUGGGGCAUCCCCUCUGUAGAUAGGUGCUGUCCUGUUGUGGCGGUGGGACAGGGACUCCCUUGGCUGUGGCACCAAGGGGAAGGGGCUGCAGUGGGCUGCAGGUGGCCAGCAGUGCUAGAGGGACCCAAGGGAUGAAGGGAGCCCAGCCCAAGGUUUGCCCUAGAGCCCAGAGCCUGGCGAGACCCCGCAGAGCCCUCUCAGGUGAGCGGUGCCUGGCCAGAGUGGGGACACCCCAUGCACCCCCCAGCCCCUGCUCGCCGGGCUGCCACUCAC
This is a messenger RNA of Neopelma chrysocephalum (saffron-crested tyrant-manakin), 3760 nucleotides long. RefSeq names its product apical junction component 1 homolog (gene AJM1). The transcript is spliced from 3 exons. The record is from RefSeq and is a predicted model, not a curated record. Gene Ontology annotation, biological process: cell-cell junction organization. Gene Ontology annotation, cellular component: plasma membrane; apical junction complex. Bases 227 to 3466 code for a protein of 1079 amino acids. NCBI's taxonomy places the organism in Eukaryota, Metazoa, Chordata, Aves, Passeriformes, Pipridae.